This is a messenger RNA of Fibroporia radiculosa, 312 nucleotides long. RefSeq lists its product as uncharacterized. The record is from RefSeq and is a predicted model, not a curated record. NCBI's taxonomy places the organism in Eukaryota, Fungi, Basidiomycota, Agaricomycetes, Polyporales, Fibroporiaceae. Bases 1 to 312 code for a protein of 103 amino acids. The transcript has 2 exons.
AUGCCCGACGCCGACGGCGACGACAACGACGACGACGAUCUCCCGCUAAACUGUGGCGUGGCACGCCUCAGAUCCUUUGUGACGUCGAGACGAACGACUGGCGGAGUGGCCCUCGGGGACCGUCUCUCCAUUGUUCCGCGCGGCUUCGACCCGCCCUCUGUGCACGCCACGAUGGGCAGACUGCUCGCCCCGGGGUUGUUUGGCGGCGCCGUUCCGUCAGCGCACUCGACACCUCCGUCCAUCGAUGCGCUCGUCCCGCGCCCGUCUGCGGUGGCUGCCUCGCUGUCCCGGCGUGGAUCCUCUCGUCAUUAA